This is a messenger RNA of Papaver somniferum (opium poppy), 1420 nucleotides long. RefSeq names its product hypersensitive-induced response protein 1-like. The record is from RefSeq and is a predicted model, not a curated record. The transcript has 6 exons. NCBI's taxonomy places the organism in Eukaryota, Viridiplantae, Streptophyta, Magnoliopsida, Ranunculales, Papaveraceae. Bases 318 to 1181 code for a protein of 287 amino acids.
AUGACACAAAAAUGAGUUUGAUUUUUCUGAAGUUAUACUGUUCACCAGAAUUCCUCACAGAACUUUUCUGAAGUUAUGUUACACAAAUGGGUUUAAUUUACUCAAAAUACUAAAGCAUGUAAAAAAUUCAUUAAAAUUAUACAGAUAGAUAAUGGCAAAGACAGAUUAUUACAGAUAGAUAGAUAUAAUGGACUUCUUCUCAGUUGGAAGGAUCAACAUCAAUUGAUAAUAACUAAGUAAACUAGAAUACUUAAUGCGAUUUGAACAAAGAAAAGUAUCAUUGAAAGUCGUAUACCAUCUCUGGGAAACAACAGAAAAUGGGUAAUCUAUUGUGCUGUGUACAAGUUGACCAAUCGAAAGUUGCUAUCAAGGAAAGAUUCGGCAAGUUUGAGGAAGUUCUUGACCCAGGAUGUCAUUGCUUACCGUGGUUUCUUGGUAGUCAAAUUGCUGGUCAUCUCACCCUAAGGGUUCAACAGCUGGAUGUCAAAUGCGAGACUAAGACAAAGGAUAAUGUAUUUGUCAAUGUUGUUGCAUCUAUACAAUAUCGAGCUUUAGCAGAGAAGGCAAGUGAUGCAUUCUACAAACUGAGCAAUACGAGGGGCCAAAUCCAAGCCUAUGUUUUUGAUGUAAUCAGAGCUAGUGUUCCAAAGCUCAUUUUGGAUGAUGUUUUCGAGCAAAAGAACGAUAUUGCUAGAGCAGUUGAAGAAGAACUUGAAAAGGCUAUGUCUGCUUAUGGAUAUGAGAUUGUUCAAACCCUUAUUGUUGAUAUAGAACCGGAUGUGAACGUGAAACGGGCAAUGAAUGAAAUCAAUGCUGCUGCAAGGCUACGGUUGGCAGCAACAGACAAGGCAGAGGCUGAGAAGAUAUUACAGAUUAAGAGAGCAGAGGGUGAGGCUGAAUCUAAAUACCUCGCUGGACUGGGUAUUGCUAGGCAGCGUCAAGCCAUUGUUGAUGGUCUCAGAGACAGUGUAGUAGGGUUCUCAACUAAUGUUCCUGGGACCUCUGCAAAGGAUGUUAUGGACAUGGUUCUAGUAACACAAUACUUUGACACGAUGAAGGAAAUUGGUGCAAACUCAAAAACAUCUGCAGUGUUUAUCCCUCAUGGGCCAGGUGCUGUUCGUGACGUGGUAACUCAGAUUCGUGAUGGACUUCUUCAGGGAUCUUCUGCUCACAUGACAUAAAGCCAUGAUUCACUCCCCGGCCAGCUGUAGACGCAUUCACCUCAAAAUGCAGCAACCAAGGGGAUACCUCUUUUUUUAGCGCUCAACUGUACGCGUGUGUAUAUUCAUGUUUCACUUUGAUUUUUGUUGCAUUUGCAUAUGUUAUGUUUGCCCUUUGGGAUUAAUAUAGUGUGACUUAAUUGUUUUGUAUGCGGAAGUAUGGUGAGAAUCGCAAUACGAUCGCUUGGUGAUUAGGUGUA